AUGCCGUCGCGGGCACAAAGGGCUUUGCCUGGGACAGUAGCCAUCAAUCGUAUUGGAGUUCUAGUUCGUGCAGUCAAUGUUGAUCAACUCGAAGCGAGGGGAAGUUGGAAAAAGGAAACGGUGGAGCUAAUCUCGGGAUAUGUACUGUUCAGUUCUGGUAUUCAUGCUAUUGGAAUGGACACCUCCUACGCACACCCGCUCGGAUGCCCCAGGAUAAGAAGGACCAAAUCACUAUAG
Messenger RNA from Bursaphelenchus xylophilus (pine wood nematode), 237 nucleotides. Lineage: Eukaryota; Metazoa; Nematoda; Chromadorea; Rhabditida; Aphelenchoididae. The record is from the annotation of a GenBank genome assembly.